AUGACGGAACUCCUAAACAAAUCAAGGGAAACUAUUGACACGUGGGCUAACAGCGCAUAUCUAAUAGCUGCCUUGGCAGCAGAAUCUCGUUUGGGUCUGCCGCAAAAUCCGGUUGCUGUGAGGGUGGGGGCUCCGUGGGCGAUCUAUGUCAUCAAAGUUGAUUGA
Plasmopara halstedii is the source of this 165-nucleotide messenger RNA. RefSeq lists its product as uncharacterized. The record is from RefSeq and is a predicted model, not a curated record. The transcript is spliced from 2 exons. Bases 1 to 165 code for a protein of 54 amino acids. Lineage: Eukaryota; Oomycota; Peronosporomycetes; Peronosporales; Peronosporaceae.